GUGUGUGUUUUUGCUCCAGGCGCUUAUUCGAGCAGCGUUAAUCCGCUGUGAUGUCACAGUGCGGAGGGAAGCAGGAGCUCGGAUCACCGCGGUAAUCCCGAUCAAGUCUGGAGCGAGACAACCAGAACCGAGCCGAGCCGGGCUGGGCUGAGGCGAGCAGGCACCGGGACCAGGAGCGAUGUUGACCGCAGCAGCAGCAGCAGGAGCAGGAGCAGCAGGAGCAGCAGGAGCCGGGCCUCUCCUCCACUGACACAGCAGGCUGUGCUAUGACUGCGGUUCCUGUUGGAAACCAAAUUAGCAUGUUCUGAGAAUCAACAAGUUGCUCCAACCAUGAGCCACAAGCAUCAGGGAGAAAUGAUGGAGGAACUGAGCGAGGAGCGAAAGGUUCCUGCGAGGACCCGGCAGCACAAUGGCCCGAAACAUGGUGAAGCUCCUGUACGUCGCUCCUGGAGGCCGUGUCAGAUGGUCAACCAGGACGGGGAACUGAAUCCUCAUCAUCACCAUCAUGACCAUCACCCUCCUCACCACCAUCACCACCCGUCCACAGGUCGUGGAUCUGCUCGGCAGCGCCGGCGACCUACGUCCGGUCAGUCCCAGGCUCAAAGUCCUGGUCUGGCAUCUUCCAGGCCUGAUGGUGACCAGGUCUGGGGAGCCGAUCCCCAUCCUGUCCCACUACCGCGCCCUGCCGUCACCCGCUACCGCCGUCAUGGCGACCCUAACCCCAGGCUCAAAGGUCACAGGCAGAGGCAGCCAAUCAGAGAGAUGCAGGACGCCUCGCAUGGUGUGGAAGAGCGAGGAGGUGCGGUGCAGCAAAACUCCGCAGAUAGUCCAGAAACAGACCAAUCAGAGGACAGAGUGACUCCUCACCACACUCCUGUUGCAGUAGUCACGCCCACUCAACUCUCGCCUGGUCCUGCGAGGCAUAAUGUACAACCUGGACCCCAGAAGGCGCCAACAGAGGCAGAGGCGGAGCUACAGGAAGAGAAAGUAGAGGCAGAGGCGGAUUUACUGGAAGAGAAAAUAGGGUGUGAAGAGGACGAGCUGGAGGACGUUCAGAAGAACGAUGAAGAACCAGAGCAGAGGGAGGACGGUGAAGACUGUUGCUCAAACACCGGCGACUCCAGCUCCUGCCAGGAUGUCGUGCAGACAGUUGAGGGUGGAGCCAAGGAAUGUGACGAGAACGUGGAAGAGGAUCAGGAGGAAGUGUUGGACGAUGCGGCAGAAGACGUUGUUGCUCAGGGAAGUGAACUCAACGACCUGUGCUCAGACACAGAAAGCGCAGCGUCACUCAGUUUGGACGGACCGCUCCACAGCCCGCCGCCGCUCCACUCGCCGACUCCUCCCUCCUCCCCCGAUGUCUUGCAUUUCCCCCAGCUGGACCACUUCAGCGAGGACAUGAGCAUGAGCCCCAUACCUGACAAUGACCUACCUGAGGACGAGGACCGCUCGGAGUCCUGCUCGCCAUCUCACUCCACUUCCUGCUCUGAAUCGUAUCCAAAAACCUAUGCAGACUUUUACUCAGAGUCCCACCAGAAGUCUUACCCAGAGCCUGCGUACAAGUCUUACUCGGAGACUAAAUCCCACCCCACUUCUUUCCCCGAACCCCUAAAGAAGUCCUACUCAGAGCUACACCGCGAACCACUCCACCAGACUCAUCGUAGGUCAGAGCGGUAUGAGGAAUCCUGCCGAGAACCUUUUACCAACCACAGAGAGGAGAACCUAAAAAGACUAUCUCCAUCUUUCUCAGCUGAGGAAUCCCAUCAUGCACUGAGGCAGGUCAGAGACCGAGGUCCUCAUCACUCCCCUCCAGACCGCUCUGUCGGCUGCCGGCUGCACCACUAUGACGGAGAGUCCGACAGCGAAGGGAACGGCGGUGGAGAUCGAAGCCCUGCCCUCAGAAGUCGCAGGUGUGCACCUGCACGAGGAGAACCUCAGGAAAAGAGCCCGACAUCUGGGCAAGGCAGCUCAGGUGACGCCAUCAGUCUGGCCAUCAAAGACAUCAAGGAGGCGAUCGAGGAGGUGAAGACGAAGACGGUGAGAUCUCCGUACACUCCUGAUCGUCCUGAGGAGCCGAUAUGGGUGAUGAGGCAGGAGCUCGGUCCCACAGAGGAAACCACGGCUGACCACUCUCCGUCUCCGUCAGAGUCCGAGUCUCCGUCCUGCUUCGCCUCCGCUCCGGUCAGAGAGACGGUCAGUCCACAAAGACCCGAGUCCUCGGGACAUCAUCCCCAAAAAUAUCAGCAACCGCAAUCCCAACACAAUCAACACCAUCAUCAACACCAUCACCACCAGAGGGACACGGUGAGGCCGUCACAGACACACACGCACACACCACCACCGCCGCCGCCGCCGCCCGGUCAGCAGCAGCAGCAGCAGGAGGUGAGAGGUCAAACCCAAACAUACUACAAAAUAAAAGAUGCUAAAAUCAAAAUAACGAUUUUUUUUUUCCCUCCUCAGAUUCGCAGAUCUCUUCCACCGUUCCCCACAUUUGUUGAUGUCCUGGGACCGUGUGACCCCGACGACCUCCUCGACGGCAUCAUCUUCGCUGCGACGUACCUGGGCUGCACUCACCUGCUGUCAGAGAGAACGCCCACAAAGAGCGCUCGCAUGCAGCAGGCGCAGGAGGCCAUGAGCCGAGUCAGGACCGCUCAGAAACAAGCCAAGAACAGGAAGAAGAGUCCUGAUGCUGAGACUUUGUCCACAGCUGAGGUCGAUCUCUUCAUGUCCACACAGAGAAUCAAAGUCCUUAAUGCAGACACUCAGGAGAGUUUGAUGGACCUGCCGCUCAGGACCAUCUCGUACAUCGCAGACAUCGGGAACAUGGUGGUGCUGAUGUCUCGGGGGAAGAUGGUGCGGUCGCACAGCGCGCAGGAAAACCUGGACGACGCGGACGAGCGGAGCGGAGUGAGCCACGACGACCGGCGGCUCUACAGGAUGAUCUGCCACGUGUUUGAGUCCGAGGACGCUCAGCUGAUCGCUCAGUCCAUCGGUCAGUCGUUCAGCGUGGCGUAUCAGGAGUUCCUCAGGGCAAACGGCAUCGACCCCGAGGACCUGAGUCAGCGAGAAUACAGCGACCUACUCAACACUCAGGACAUGUACAACGACGACCUCAUCCACUUCUCCAAGUCUGAGAACUGCAGAGACGUUUACAUCGAGAAGCAGAAGGGCGAGAUGGUGGGCGUGGUCAUCGUGGAGUCGGGGUGGGGCUCCAUCCUGCCCACCGUCAUCAUCGCCAGCAUGAUGCACGCCGGCCCGGCCGAGAAGUCCGGACGCCUCAACAUCGGAGACCAGAUCAUGACAGUCAACGGGAUGAGUCUGGUGGGUUUACCGCUCAGCACCUGCCAGAGCAUCAUCAAGGGUCUAAAAUCUCAGUCCAGGAUCAAGAUGAACAUCGUCCGAUGUCCUCCCGUCACCAUGGUGCUCAUUCGCAGGCCGGACCUCAGAUACCAGCUCGGCUUCAGCGUCCAGAACGGCAUCAUCUGCAGCCUGAUGAGGGGGGGCAUCGCCGAGCGAGGCGGCGUCCGCGUCGGCCACCGCAUCAUCGAGAUCAACGGGCAGAGCGUCGUGGCGACGCCUCACGAGAAGAUCGUCCAGAUUCUCUCCAACGCCAUGGGAGAGAUCCACAUGAAGACGAUGCCUGCGGCCAUGUAUCGUCUGCUGACCGCGCAGGAACAGCCCGUCUACAUCUGAACACACACACACGUCGUCCUCUCUGUGUCAUGUUUUUAAAAUCACUAAAAUCACGUGACUUUGCCUUAAUCUGUUUGCGGCGCACCGUCAUGCUAACAUGUAAAUCCCCAGUCUUGCCAGCAGAGGGCAGGUGUUUUUUUUUUUGUCUUAUGUUUUUUGACCAAAGAGAGUUUUUAGGUCGUGUUUGUUUCACAUGAAGACGACGGACGAGAGGAAAGAAAGCAAAUAAAUAAAUAAAUAUUAACUUAUUAACAGCUGUAAAAACCUGAAUGUACUCGAAUCACGUUUGGACCUAAAACGACGUGCAAGUUAAAGAGGUUGUUGUUCGACAGUGAAGUGAUGAAUGAAUGAAUGCAUGAACAGAUCUGCUGAAUAAACUCCAGGAGAGGAAAA
Messenger RNA from Solea senegalensis (Senegalese sole), 4083 nucleotides. Its product is annotated as amyloid-beta A4 precursor protein-binding family A member 1-like. Gene Ontology annotation, cellular component: dendritic spine; plasma membrane; cytoplasm. The record is from RefSeq and is a predicted model, not a curated record. The coding region runs from base 331 to 3690 and encodes 1119 amino acids. Lineage: Eukaryota; Metazoa; Chordata; Actinopteri; Pleuronectiformes; Soleidae. Gene Ontology annotation, molecular function: amyloid-beta binding; protein binding. The transcript is spliced from 14 exons. Gene Ontology annotation, biological process: chemical synaptic transmission.